AUGUCCAUUCAAACUGAUAUUUCUACAAAAUUAAAAGUCGCUGUCCAUGGUUGCGUGCAUGGUUCAUUGAAAAGAAUUUAUGACCGUAUUGAAGAAUUAGCACCCAAUGAGAGACCAGAUUUAUUAUUAAUUUUGGGUGAUGUACAGACAAUACGAACAUCAAAGGACCUUUCAUCCAUUUCAAUCCCUGCAAAGUACAUGAAUCCUGUUAAUCAACAUCGAUACAAUAAUCAUCAAAACAGGCAUUUUAACCAAGAAAACUAUAACAAUAAAAGCAGAUAUAAUAAUAAGGGCAAUAUUAUUAGCAGAUACAAUGGCGGCGCCUCGACAAUUAUUGAUCAUAUAUCUGAUUUUCCUCAAUACUUCAAUGGUGUGUAUGAAGUCACAGUUCCAACAUUAAUUAUUGGUGGUAACCACGAAAAUAUGAGACAAUUCAUGGAACUACCAUACGGUGGGUAUUUAUUACCCAAUAUGGUUUAUUUAGGUUGGUCCCAAACCAUCUGGUUCAAAGGAAUAAAAAUUGGUGGAAUUAGUGGCAUCACCAAACUUUAUGAUUAUUACAAUAAAAGACCAGAAUACAACGAACAAGCACAAGAAGGAGGACAUAAGCAUAGUUCAUUUAAUGAAAAUUCGUGGUGGAAUCGCAAUAAAAAAAGCUUGUAUCAUGUAAGAUUUGAAAAUAUAAUUCCAUUGUAUAAUAGUGUUGUUAAAGAUGGUAACUCACCAUCAAUUAUGUUAUCACACGAUUGGCCCAGGUGCGUUGUUAGACAAGGUGAUUUGCAAGGAUUAUUGAAAAAAAAACCAUUUUUCAAAAAUGAGGUGGAACAAAAUAUAUUGGGAAGCCCGUUAUAUGAUAUAAUUUUGCGCAAGUAUAAACCUACUUGGUGGUUUAGUGCACAUUUGCAUGUAAAAUAUACAGCGGAAUAUAAACAUGGUUAUGAUACUGCCAUAUCUUGUUCAAGCAAGGACGAAAUUAAAUUGUUUGAUGAUGAAGAUAAACCCAAAAACGAAUGUCAAACCACACAUUUUCUAGCUUUGGAUAAAUAUCUUCCACGUAGAAAGGGCGAAAGUUUUGACAUGGUGGAAAUUGAAGUUGAAGAUGUGCAGCAUCCUUCAUUAAAUGACAACAAUUUUUAUUUUGAUCCUGAAUUUGUUGGAAACUUAUUAAAGGUUUAUACAAAUAAAGAUAUUAUUGAAGAUUUUAAAAAAAAAAUAAAAGAACAAUAUUUCAAUGAAAAUACGCAUGAUUUUGAACAAGAUUUACGUACUAUUUGCGACGUAAUCAACAAAAAAAGCGUUAAUAUUAAUGCUAAUAACGACGAUGUUGAUUGGGAGGAUUAUAAAUUCCCAGAGUGUACAGAAACAUGGUAUAAAGACGGGAUUCAGCAAACCAACUACUUUAUUGACAGGUAUUUUAAAAAGGAAGAAUAA
Molecule: messenger RNA, 1431 nt
Organism: Saccharomycodes ludwigii
Lineage: Eukaryota; Fungi; Ascomycota; Saccharomycetes; Saccharomycodales; Saccharomycodaceae
Gene: DBR1
Product: RNA lariat debranching enzyme
Exons: 1
Coding region: 1-1431 (476 amino acids)
Biological process (GO): mRNA splicing, via spliceosome
Cellular component (GO): nucleus
Molecular function (GO): RNA lariat debranching enzyme activity
Source: RefSeq, a predicted model, not a curated record